Messenger RNA from Linderina pennispora, 782 nucleotides. RefSeq lists its product as uncharacterized. Bases 40 to 693 code for a protein of 217 amino acids. NCBI's taxonomy places the organism in Eukaryota, Fungi, Kickxellomycota, Kickxellomycetes, Kickxellales, Kickxellaceae. The transcript has a single exon. The record is from RefSeq and is a predicted model, not a curated record.
GAGCGAAUCCACCCAUACCGCCAAGAGCUGUGGCGUCAGAUGACCGGCAAGGUUCUCGAGAUUGGUCCUGGCUUUGGCGAUCCACUAAAGUACGUCAACAAGAAGCAGGUCACGUCGUAUAUCGCAAUGGAGCCCAACAAGUUCAUGCACGAGCACCUGGUGGCAAACGCGCGCGACAGCGGAUUCUUCGUGCAGUACGACCUGGGGACCUGUCCCAUGGCGCAAAUGGCCACUGAUAUUGCGGAGGAUGUGGCGAAGCCACUGCUGACCGUGGUCAACGGAACCCUGGACGGCGAGAUCCCCGAGUACGUCCUGAAGAACGCCCCGUACGACUACAUUGCCAGCUCGCUGGUGCUGUGCUCGGUGACCGACAUCGAGGCCAACAUUGAAAACAUCGACUUUCUGCUGGCGCCUGGAGGCAAGUUUGUGUUCAUCGAGCAUGUCCGUCACGGCGACCACGAUCCGCAGGUCGAGGCAUACGAUAUCAGCACCUGGCGCACAAUCCAGGACUGGCUGACGCCGGUGUGGUCGGUGAUUGCUGGCAACUGCCAUCUCGAUCGCGAGACCGGAAAGGCACUGGACCAGUUUGGAAACUGGGAGAGCAUCCAGUACAAGACCACCAAGGGCGGCCUGGAGUUCUUUGACAAGUUUGCGCCCCUGAUUUACGGUGUCGCGACCAAGGCCCGCAAGUAAACCAUAUUCUUGACAUGGCGGCGCUACACGCCUAACUUUCAUUUUUCCUCUGUUUAGCCAAAUUCGAAUAUAUCCAAACUCCUUUGAUU